This is a messenger RNA of Colletotrichum fioriniae, 1509 nucleotides long. It is a transcript of the gene POP2, whose product is annotated as CCR4-NOT core DEDD RNase subunit. Gene Ontology annotation, cellular component: P-body; CCR4-NOT complex; CCR4-NOT core complex. The record is from RefSeq and is a predicted model, not a curated record. Gene Ontology annotation, molecular function: poly(A)-specific ribonuclease activity; nucleic acid binding. NCBI's taxonomy places the organism in Eukaryota, Fungi, Ascomycota, Sordariomycetes, Glomerellales, Glomerellaceae.
AUGCCGCCACAGCUACCUAGGUUCCCUGGCGGGCCCAACACCAUAUCGCCAUACCACCAGCAGUUCCCCUCCCACGCCCAAGGCCACGGCCCGAAUCAUGGACCCCCUCUAGGAGGAAACCCUUCCUACCUCAACGCGAACGCCGCUCAGAUCAGCCCCUUCUCUACGAACGGAAAUGUCCUCGGCGGUACCCCCGGCCUGAAUGGCGGCUUCCCCCUCGGCGCCGACACCGGUCUCGGAAGCCAUGCUGCGCGGAUGGGCUUUGCGCACGCGGCCAGCCUGCAGCAACAGCAGCAGCACGGGCAGCCACAACAUAACUUUGGGCUCGAUCACGGCGCGGCGCCGGCGCGGACGACGCAGAACAAGGGGAGAAUAAGGGAGGUGUGGAAACACAACCUUCACGAGGAGAUGGCGGUACUACGGGAGCUCGUCGACAAGUACCCGUACAUUGCUAUGGACACGGAAUUCCCAGGCGUCGUGUCACGGCCAAUGGGCUCUUUCAGAGGAAAGAGUGACUACCACUACCAGUGUCUGCGCACCAACGUCGACAUGCUCAAGGUCAUUCAGAUCGGACUGACGCUCUUCAAUGAGGAUGGCGAGACGCCGCCAGCAAGACCAAACUCGCAGCAAGACAUCGAGCUAAGUGCUGCUCAACGGAGAGCGGCGUCGCAAGGGCCGUUCCCAUACGCGUGGCAGUUCAACUUCAAGUUCUCCGUUAAGGACGACAUGUAUAACGAGAAGUCGAUCGAGUCAUUAUCGAGUGCCGGAAUCGACUUUGCGUCCCUCGAGAGAGACGGUAUCGAUCCUCACGAAUUCGCUUCCCUCCUCAUCCCAUCCGGUCUCGUUUGCUUUGACAACGUGAAGUGGAUCUCCUUCCACGGAGGCUACGACUUUGGCUACCUUACCAAGUUGCUGACCUGCAACGACCUUCCCAACGACGAAUCGGACUUUGACCAAGUCAUGAAGCUGUAUUUCCCGUCGGCUUACGAUGUCAAGCAUCUGAUGAAGCACGCCAUCCGACUUCACAACUCUGGACUCCUUACCCCCAGCGAUCCUAGCAGCGCCGAUAUCCUCCAGAAGUUUGAGCACAAGUCUGGCCUCGAGAAUAUCGCCGAUUCCCUCAAGAUUAAGCGCGUGGGAAAUGCGCACCAGGCCGGCUCAGACUCCUUGCUCACGGGCAAGGUCUUUUUCCAGAUGCGCGACAAGAUCUUUAACGGAGAGAUUCCUGAAGAGCAUGUGGGCAAGGUCUGGGGCUUGGGUAUCCCGGAGCUCCUGGUGUUGGAGAGAUUGCCAUUUGGUAACAACGGUGGCAACCAAGAUUCGGCGCAAAAUAACGGCCCUAAUGGUCAGCACAACGGGGGGCCGAGUACGCCCAAUACCGGCAGUGUCGGUCUCGCGAGCACGCCUGCCGCGCAAGCACACAACACCAAUGGCAUCUCCAUGGGACCAAUGACCCCAGGCGGGGGAGGCGGGGUCUUUGGCAACUUUGCCUUUGGGGGCGCCAGGUAA